Molecule: messenger RNA, 1843 nt
Organism: Musca vetustissima
Lineage: Eukaryota; Metazoa; Arthropoda; Insecta; Diptera; Muscidae
Product: neprilysin-11
Exons: 2
Biological process (GO): protein processing
Cellular component (GO): plasma membrane
Molecular function (GO): metalloendopeptidase activity
Source: RefSeq, a predicted model, not a curated record
AUGCUUCAGGCCGCUCGAGCCGUACCUCCCACAACACAGACACCAUUGAGCAGCAAACAACAAUUCCCAAAAUGUAAUGCCACCUAUUGGCCCAGUGUUAAACUUCAAAUGGACGACUAUAUGGAUCUGCUGGAGCAGCCCUGUGAUGACUUUUGGAAUUAUGCCUGUGGCAAUUGGCGGGUGCCACAUCAGCUGAGAUUUAUGAAACCCACCGACACCCUGACCGCCAUUAAGGCCCAAAAUAAAUAUUUACUUAUGCAGUAUUUGGAUGAAGCUGAAAACCAAGAGGAGCAGGAGGAGGACGUGGGAAGGCAGGCAAAUAGUGAUCUGGCCUCAGAAAGUGUGGUGAAAUUUUACAAAUCCUGUCUGGACAAACGAACUUUAAGAUCUCGGACCCAAGAUGAAUUGGCCAUACGUUUGUAUACCGAUGUUUUGGGUAAUUUCAGUUCCAGUUGGCCAAUACUGCACAGCAAUUUCUCUGCCAGCCGUAUGGAAACGAAUUUCAAUUGGGAAUAUGUGGCUGGUCAUAUGCGGCGUUAUGGUAGCCAGACGCUGAUUCGUACCCUAGUCCAACCGAAUUGGCAAAGUUCUCAACAGCUGAUUGUCUAUCUAAUGCCACCUUCAUUUGAACUACUCAAGGCCCAACAAUCGGAUAGUACCUAUGAUGAAGAAUCCGUUUUCUUCUAUCAACGUUAUAUAAAAAUGUUAAUGAUGGACUUGGGUGUUAGGGUAAGGAAAUCCAAUUUAAUUGCCAAUGAAGUUGUGCAAUUCGAACAAUCCCUAUUGACCCUGGUCAACAAUAAGGAUGUGAUGAUUUUAAAAGAACCUCAAACUUUGGCAUCGUUGGCACGGGAAUUGCCUCAAGUGGACCUAAUGAAGUAUUUCAAAACAUUGCUACAAGAUUUCCAGUUGCCACGGAAUUUCGAACAAAAAAUGCUAAUUGUGGCGGAUAAAAAUUAUCUGCGGAACCUUGUGCGUCUACUGGACAAAACCAAAAUCGAAACAAUUGCCAAAUAUUUUUUGGUACAAUUUUUGGUGAACUUCAAAGUGAAUCUUCACGAUGAUGAGGGUUAUUUUAAACAAAAGGAAGAAUGUUUAAGGCAGCUGAAUGAUUUUAUGCCCUCAGAAUUGACCCGGAUAUUCUUGAGGCUACAACACCAUGGGGAUGAAGAGGAAUUUAUCCAGCUGAUACCCCACAUGGUUAGCGAUGUAACGGAAAUUGUAAUGGAUCCGGAGCUAUCUUUAUCAUCCCUAUAUUUCGAUCAAUCCUAUGGUCCAUUGGAUGUGAAUGCCUAUUAUCGUUUGAAGAAAAAUGCCAUUGAAUUGCCGAUUGGCAUAUUGACGGCUCCCCUCUAUGAUCGUUGCAUGAAACCGGCCAAAAUUUAUGGAGGUUUUGUGUACAUCCUGACCCAUGAACUGCUACAUGGUUUCGAUUAUGAUGGCAUGAAUUAUGGUAAAAAUGGCAACACGAAUAAUGGCUGGGGUCCCAAAGCCAUUAUUAAAUUUGGCAUACAAUCUAAUUGUUACCUCGAUGAUCGUUAUGCGGAUGGCCACUCGACCAUUAAUGAAAAUAUUGCCGAUUCGGAGGGUCUACGAUUGGCAUUGGAGACGCUAUUGGAUUAUGAAAUGGAUCAGUCGUUCGAUCAAAAUGAUAUGAAAUUAUUUUUCUUAAGUUUUGCCCAGACCUGGUGUGGCAUUAGUGGUGCCGGAGCCAAUGGAGAGAGUAAUUUUCGCAUACAUGCCAGCCAUCAGGAGCGCGUGAAUAAUGUUUUGGGCAAUUUUAUGGAAUUUGCUGAUGUCUAUAAAUGUGAAGCAAUGCAGCCAUUGAAUCCAGAGAAAAAGU